CUUAUUGCCGUGCGCCUUAACAAGCAAGUAUGUCAACAAUUUCUUCAAUGAACCCAUUAGCGAGAGUUGCACUGCGAAAUAUCAAAGGAUCAGCAAGAAUGUUAUUAUGCUCUCAAUCUCAGAGCAUUUAUUGUUGCAGAAAGCUUACAUCUCAACAAGUAUUCGAUCGUGAAUCAAAAUAUGGAGCACAUAAUUACCAUCCACUUCCUGUAGCUCUGUGCAAAGCUCAGGGUGUAUUCAUGUGGGAUGUCGAGGGUAAACGAUACUUUGAUUUUCUAAGUGCUUAUUCAGCGGUCAAUCAAGGCCAUUGCCAUCCAAGAAUCUACAAAGCAAUGGUCGAUCAAGCAAAGACUUUAACUCUGACGUCUAGAGCGUUUUAUUCCGACAUUUUGGGUGAAUUCGAGGAAUAUAUUACAAAACUUUUUGGCUAUGAUAAGUGGCUACCAAUGAAUACGGGCGUGGAAGGUGGCGAAACGGCAUGCAAAUUGGCACGUAAAUGGGGAUAUUCUUGUAAGGGCAUACCACAUAAUCAGGCCAAGAUAGUAUUCGCAGAGGGUAAUUUUUGGGGAAGAACUAUGAGCGCCGUCUCCUCCAGUACCGAUCCGAGUAGCUACAACGGCUUUGGACCAUUUAUGCCUGGCUUUGAGAUUGUUCCUUACGACGAUCUUCCAGCGCUCCAGCGAGUUCUCGCUGAUUCAAACGUCUGUGCCUUCAUGGUAGAACCUAUCCAAGGUGAAGCUGGCGUUGUGGUUCCUAAGGAUGGAUAUCUGAGUGGAAUCAGAGAACUCUGUACAAGGUAUAAUGUCCUAUGGAUCGCGGACGAAGUACAGACUGGUUUGGCAAGGACAGGAAAGCGGAUUGCCGUUGAUUACGAGAACGUAAAGCCGGAUAUCCUGAUCCUUGGUAAGGCCUUGUCGGGAGGAUUUUAUCCAGUUUCCGGUGUGUUGGCAAAUGAUUCUAUCAUGCUCACCAUCAAACCCGGCGAGCAUGGAUCUACCUAUGGUGGCAAUCCCCUGGGAUGCAGGAUCGCUCUCGAGGCACUUCGUGUUCUGGAAGAAGAAAAACUUGCCGAGAACGCGGAAAGACUCGGGCAUGUGCUUAGAGACGAACUGAACAAGCUACCGAAAGAUGUAGUCACUUUAGUGAGAGGAAAGGGUCUUUUAAAUGCCAUCGUCAUCAACAAAAAGAUCGAUGCCAUGGAAGUUUGCUUGAAGUUAAAGGAACGUGGGCUUCUAGCGAAACCAACACAUGGACAUAUUAUUCGUUUGGCACCGCCAUUAAUUAUUACGGAAGAACAGAUACAUGAGUGUGCGGAUAUUAUUUCUAAGACUAUUCUUACUUAUAAUUAAAUGAUAUUUGAUAUAAAUAAUUAUUUUAAAAUAUAUAUUAAAAUCUAUUUUGGACGAUGUAUACAUAUAAUUUGUGACAAAAUUCGAAAUAGAAUCCUAUUUAUAAUUUUAUACGUCGUGUAAUAUAGAGGACAUUUUCAGAUAAUAUAUAUAUAUAUAUAUAUACGUCACAUAUAUGUCACGCGUGAUAUAAAGAGAUUUGAAUUUAUCGCAAAUUAUAGAUCAUUUAAAGUGAGCUCAUGUAUAUUUUAGCAUGUUCUAUCAAUUCCAAUUGUAAUUAUAUUGUACUUUCCAAAUAAAACUGUGUGUUCAACAAUUUAUU
Messenger RNA from Cataglyphis hispanica, 1671 nucleotides. Its product is annotated as ornithine aminotransferase, mitochondrial-like. The transcript has 4 exons. Gene Ontology annotation, molecular function: identical protein binding; pyridoxal phosphate binding; L-ornithine transaminase activity. The record is from RefSeq and is a predicted model, not a curated record. Lineage: Eukaryota; Metazoa; Arthropoda; Insecta; Hymenoptera; Formicidae. Gene Ontology annotation, cellular component: cytoplasm. Bases 30 to 1349 code for a protein of 439 amino acids.